CAACUAACUUCGCCUUCGAUCCAUCUCUUAUUUGUUUUCAGCAUUUCCGGUUUCGAAAAUUAGAUUCGGAGAAGGCAACUCUUGAAUUUCCGGUUUUUCGCAUUCAUGGAUUUAGUUGUGGGGACUUGGAGCUUUUGUUUUGAUGCAAUCAGAGAAAAACAAAAAUUAUACAGGAGCCAGGAAAGUUGUCUUGGUGCAGUAGAAAAGACUAUAAACGAUAUAGAGUGUAACGAAAAGUAUGGACCAUGCAUCGUCGGGAGGGGCGGACCCCCAAACUCUGCCGGGUACCGCGAGUAUGACGCAGCAGUGAUGGAGGGACAAACAUUAAAGUUUGGUGCCGUCACAGCUCUUAGAGGGAUACCGGAUGCCGUGUCGGUGGCGAGGGCUGUGAUGGAGCGGAGUCCCCACAGUAUGUUGACAGGGGAGGGGGCGGGGCGCUUCGCGUUAGAGCACGGGUUUCGUGUUGACAAGACGCCCUGUCAAAGUAUAACAGAAAACAAUCCUAUAGGGCACGACACUCUGGGUUUGAUUGCUGUGGGACAGCACGGAGGGGACAUUGCUGUUGGUGUGUCGACCAGCGGUGCCCCCCGUAAACAUCCUGGAAGGGUCGGUGACAGCGCGCUCCCGGGAGGAGGGCUGUACGCAAACGCCCAUGGCGGCGCCUGCUGUAGCGGUGACGGGGAUGAGAUAUUAAAAUUCUGUCCAUCCUUUCACAUUGUGCACCUCAUCUCUCAGGGAAAGAUCCCCCAGGACGCCUGUGAGGAAGUCAUCAGAAAUAUCCACAGCCGAAACAGUGAUAUGGAAGUCGCUGUCAUUGCCACAGACACCAAGGGUAAUUACGGAGCUUGUUCCACGGUCCGGUCCUGGAGAGACCCAAUGACCCAUAAGCUUUACCAGGGAUUCCCGUUUGUCCUCUGGACCAAAGACAUGACCUGUCCAGAGAUCAAGCUAGCAGAAACCGUGUCCUAAUGAUAAGGGGGACAACUCUUGCUGACUUUAACAUUGCCCAAUAGCAGUUCCCAUUAUAUUUACAGAAUGAACGUGUUUUGUCCAACCAGUGAACCAGGAUAAAAUUAUAACUAGGAUUAUUUCAUUUUCAUACAUCAGGCCUCAAGAUUGUGAAAUUCUUGGGCUUAUUGUAGAGUAGUCAAGCAGUCCAAUAGAAAAAGUUUUGCUCUUUACAAGUUAAUAGUCAUCUUACAGAUGAUUGAAAUGUAGACAAUUCUAGGUCCGUUUCUCAGGGACUGGUAUGUAAACCAUUUACAUGUAUUUUAAAAAAACCGAACCAUAAAUCUAUAUUCAUUGAAUUUUUACAUUUUCAAUGUUUUUGCCUUGGCUUACAAAUUGUAAUGAUGGAUAUUUCCUUAUGAAUGUGAUGCGGUUGUAAAAUAAAAUGUGUGUAUGAAUACAGAAGAUAAAUAUCGCUUGUCUAUUUUAAUGGCUUGGAAUUCCAACAGCCGAUAUACUUCAUGAAGUAUGGUGACAUGAAGUGUCAUAAUUCAUACUUUCAUGUACAUAUAUUAUAUGUUAUAGACAGGACCACAAUGUAAACUAGUUUAUACAACUAAUGCUGCAAUCCUGUAUAAAUAAAGGAUAUUACAAUGUAUAUGUAUUUUGAAAAUUUAACAAAAACAAUAAUACAUGCUUGUAUGCAUUCUUUAUUAACUACAUACAUAAAACACAAUUGCAAUAAAAUUUCUCUGUUAACAA
Molecule: messenger RNA, 1710 nt
Organism: Ostrea edulis (European flat oyster)
Lineage: Eukaryota; Metazoa; Mollusca; Bivalvia; Ostreida; Ostreidae
Product: N(4)-(Beta-N-acetylglucosaminyl)-L-asparaginase-like
Exons: 8
Coding region: 106-969 (287 amino acids)
Biological process (GO): protein deglycosylation
Molecular function (GO): N4-(beta-N-acetylglucosaminyl)-L-asparaginase activity
Source: RefSeq, a predicted model, not a curated record